Messenger RNA from Anguilla rostrata (American eel), 4040 nucleotides. It is a transcript of the gene oacyl, whose product is annotated as O-acyltransferase like. Gene Ontology annotation, molecular function: acyltransferase activity, transferring groups other than amino-acyl groups. NCBI's taxonomy places the organism in Eukaryota, Metazoa, Chordata, Actinopteri, Anguilliformes, Anguillidae. The transcript is spliced from 15 exons. The record is from RefSeq and is a predicted model, not a curated record. The coding region runs from base 23 to 2041 and encodes 672 amino acids.
CCACUAAGAGUCACAUCUCAAGAUGGCCCUGGUGUGGAGCAUUAUCCUACUCUGCUUAACAGUCUGUUCUUGCGAGCGUAUUGGAAACGUGUCACAGAAGUGUCUAGAUGACACUACAGUGUUUCUGACGGAACUAGAUGAAGCUGAGCCAAGCAAAUAUGCAGUACUAAUGUACGAUGCCUUUGGCAGAAUAGGCAGUGACAUUGAGAGUGGAAAUGUGAACAGACCAGGAUCACGUGAAGAAUGCCAGUUAGCCAGUGGACCUGGUUUCAGAGGGCAAUAUUGCCAGGUGUUUAUAAAACAGGCCCCAAUCCAGUACUUUGUUGGCAUCUGUGUCCCUGACUCAUGUGAGGAAACAGAAGUUCAGACAUUGGUUGUUUAUGAGACAUUCCAGCUAGCUAGCAAGUCUCUGAUCCCCCCUGUCCCGUCUGUGAUCCUACCCGAGUCCACACAGGGGAUCUACAUGACUCAGUGUUUCACUAGUACUCCACUGGACUUUGCUGUCAUUAUCAGCUUGUUUGUGUGUUCUUUGCUUAUCGCCAUUCCUCUUGCGGCGACCGUGUGCAUUGCCAUCGUCCGUUGGAAGCAGCAGAAAGAGAUAGGCCCGCAGACCGAUACAGCCCUGAACACACACUUCAACCACUACGGUACACUCAUGUCCAACGGCUCCACCCUGACCAACAACAACGGCUGCAUAUUUCCAGAGUCCACAGAGAGCUACAAAUCCAAGGAAGACAAAAAGAGAAAAAGUUGUCUGUACAGGACCAUGCAGACUGUCUGCCUGCAGAGCAAUGUCGCAGGCCUGCUGAGCAUGGUCAACGUGGGAGGGAACUACGCCUCUCUGAACGGCAUCCGCAUCCUGAGUCUGCUCUGGAUCAUCAGUGGUCACAAUAUCCAGUUCAGCGUCCGGAACAACAUAGAUAAUUAUAAAAGAUGGAGGGAGACAGUGUCUAACAACCCCCUGUAUGUAGUUGGCUACAGUGGGCCAGUCUAUCUCUCUGUUGACACCUUUCUCCUCCUGGGAGGACUUCUGAGUGCAAAGUCUUUCCUGGGCUUAGUACAGAGGGCAGACGAUACAAUAAGUCUAAGGCUUGUUGCCAGUUUCCUGUUCAAGAGGUUAAGAAGGGUCCAGCCCCUCCACAUCUUCAUUGUGUGUCUGACCAUCGGCCUCUACUCCAUCAUUACGAAAAACUCCUACUAUUUCGUUACAAAUGACCAGAUACAGCACUGCAGGAAGUACUGGUGGUCCAACAUUCUGCUUGUGAACAACCUGUUGCCUGUUUUUGACAUUUGUGUUCCCUGGUCAUGGUAUCUCUCCGUGGACAUCCAAUAUUACACCACGACUCCCCUUCUGAUUUACCUCUACAGACGAAAUAAAUACAUCAUGGCUGCUGUUGCAACUGUUCUCCUGAUGAUCUCCAUUCUAGCCAGUGCCUUUAUAACAGCCGGAGCGCAGCUCCCAGUCCACCAACCAACAACACUAGACUAUGCAUCCUUUUAUGAGUAUUAUUACAACAAACCUUGGACGCGGUAUGGUCCAUAUUUGAUUGGGGUUAUUCUUGGGAUAUUCCUGAAGACGAAGAGAUCUCACCUUUUAAAACAUAAGUGGCAGGCUGCACUGGGCUGGAUCGCCUCGAUGUUGGUAGUGGCACUGCUCAUAGCUCUCUCAUAUGUUCUACGGGACGUCCCAGACCGGCCCUCAGUGCCACAUGCUGCCUACCAGGGCCUCCACCGUACCCUGUGGGGUCUCUGUGUGGCCUGGGUCAUUCUGGCCUGUGAGGAGGGGUACGGAGGAUAUAUCAAUAAGAUUUUGUCACUGAAAUUGUGGGUUCCUCUGUCAAACAUCAGCUAUGCCUGUUAUAUGAUUCAUCCUCUUCUUAUAAUACUAUACAACGGAAAGCAAGAUACACCUAUACAUUACAAUGACAUCAACUUUUUCUACCUGUUCUUGGGCCACACGGUGCUGACAGUGGUUGUGGGAUAUGCGCUGACUGUACUAAUCGAAAAGCCAUACAUGUUCCUGAAAGGAUUACGAGGAUAAAUACGGAAUUAUCGGACACGGGCCUGCCCAGACAGAGAAAACUGUACUUUUUUCCUUCAUAGAUUUGCAUUGAUAUAUUGUGAUUUUCUUGUGAAUUUUUCGACAUUGUCAAUAUCACUUCCAAUUUUAAUUAAUUUGUGAUUUUAAAAGUGUAAAAUGUUGAUUGUGCCACCAGAUUGUAAAGAAUAGUUUUGUCAUUAGAUCUGCAUCAUUUGUAUAUGUGUGUUAGAUAGUGGAGCGAUGUUUUAUGGUGCAACAGUACAGUAUUUUGAAGGAUGAAUUUGAAAAAUAUGUGUUUGUGGGUGUUUAUUGCACUAAGGCCUUUUUGUAGCACCACACAAAGGUGUUUUGGCUAGCAUUAUUGUGUGUCAAAUUCUUAUGCCAGGGUAGUAUUGUAAUUCAGUAGGCUUAGUGUCCAGCUGGGCAUCAGUGUAAAACAUUUAAAUCCAAUGCCUUUGAAAUCAGAGCCCAUACUGGAAAUAAGCAAAAUUACAGGUAAUGUCAGCACCCAAUGAAAUUCUAACAGGACUCUCAUCUCUGAGUGCAGGAUGGAGUUGUGAAUGGCCGUGGGUAGACUAAAAUUGCUUGAGAGGAAGAGGUGGCAUUGUAAUUAAUGGUUUCGGAACUGGGCUUGUAACCAAAAGGUUGCAAGUUCGAUUCCCAGGCAAGACACCUGCUCUUCUCUUGAGCAAGGUACUUAACCUGAGUUGCUUCAGUAUAUGUAUAUAUAUAUAUAUAUAUAUAUAUAUAUAUAUAUAUAUCCAGCUGUAUAAAUCGAUACUAUGCAAAAGUGAAAAAGUCUUGUCUGUUUCUGGAUAUGAGUGUCUGCUGAAUACCUGAAAUGCAAUGACAAAUGGAAUGAAGAGGAAAAACGAUUCUAAACUAGUCUGUCAGAACACGGGUGAGGCCAGAACAGUCGCCUGGCAUCGAGGUUCUUCGAGGUUCACAUGUCCAUGUUCCAUUCCCGAACCCGCAAUACAAGGCUACUGUAAGUCCACACUUUGACAUCUUUCAGCAUGAAGCACUGGCUACUCUGAUUCAUCUCCCUCAACUGCCUAACAUUUCUACUUCUAAUAUAUUUUCUCGCUGAAGCCUGCUGAUUCUAAUGCAGUUAGAAAAGUACUUCCAGUAAUUACGAUACUCUUUUUCAGGGGACCUCCCGGCUGUGAUAGCUCUACAGUGGCUUGAAUAAUAGCGCUUUCUGAGUAGUGGCUUGUUGUGGCAAGUGUGGAAAGUAAACCUUAAUCAUCAGUUUUCCUGACUCUAGAAUCAGGCUUUGGUAGAAAUGGAAGAAAUGUUUUAAGUACAGCAAUUAUGUGUGGACCCAAUGCAGCGCGCUUAAGGUGUGCAAUUAUAAUUUAUUAUAAUUUCCCUGUGAUUUUAGUUCAGAAGUUUAGUUCAUCAAUUUUCAUCAACAAUUUUAACGAAUGAGAAAUUCCCAUUCAUGUGGCAUGGCCUUUGAUAAACAGUGACCUCUUGUGGGUUUUCUGAGAAAAAACGGCAGACUGAUGGUUACUUAAUACAUACAGUACAUAAUGUUUCUUCCUCUAUCCCACUGGCUAAACACUGAAGAUGUACAGCCAACCACGUCCAUUAUUUAUGUGAAAGAAAAGGCAAUAUCCAACAGUACAAAAAGCUGCACUGGACAGUAAAGCACCACCUCAAACAUUUCACAAGGAACAGAUCUGAGGUCAGAAGAUAUAUAUCACUCCCACCUAGAGGAUCAUUACUGUAUAAUUACAGUAUAUAGAGUUUCUUCCAAAAGUAUUUAUACUAUUGAAUAGUUUUCACAUUUUGUUGCCUCAGGGGCUUGAAAUCAUGAUGCUGUAAACAGGAAUUCAUAUUUAUAAUCUUCACAAGUUAGCAUACACUGCGAAAGCAUAUAUUGAUUAUAUAUGAGAAUAAUGUGGGGUGAAUUCCAUUUCAGUUCAGGAAAUUCAGGAACUAAAUUGUUAGUCAUUUCAUGAAGUAAAAAAAAUGAAUAAAAAUGCCCUAUUGA